This is a messenger RNA of Somion occarium, 1499 nucleotides long. The record is from the annotation of a GenBank genome assembly. Lineage: Eukaryota; Fungi; Basidiomycota; Agaricomycetes; Polyporales; Cerrenaceae.
AAGGAAUGGAACUCGACGAGGCCUGUAGCUGGAAGAGAUGGGGGUUCGUUGUGAGGACUAUGGUGCGAGUGAACUUGAAGAACAUGAUGGUCGUGUGUGCUUAUCUGUAACGCAUGCCUUGCUCGCACUACGACAUGGAUGAAUUACUAUGCAUUGGCGACACUUUCUGAAUAGUGACGAUCGUGCAAUGCCUUAUACUGUAAUACUGUCCAUUCAGUCACCUUCUGUGGACACUGACAUAUCCAAACCGUCUUUACAUCUUCAUAUUGUUCCCAGUAUAUGUCUUUUGUUAAGGUGCUGCGACAGACGGUCUCGUAUGCUGAAAUUUUCAGGGAGCUACAACCUCUCGCGAUGUGCCCUCAUGCGUUCGACUGUAUUCCUGAUCUAGCAGGGCUUUGUACUUCUCGCCUUCCAAUGGCUCUCGACAAUUCACCACCCUUUGAAAGGAGAGAUGUUUCAGCAAAGUCGUUCGCAUAACUUCAGACUGAAUAUCCCUAGUCAAUUUUGCCCCAUUGUGCAGGUUCCUAUACAUGACCUCACACGCGCGGUCGUGUGCAAUUGCACUAGCGGCACUCGUGUUUCAAACUGACCUUAUUUUAUCCCGACCACCAUCGUCCUGGGGCUAUUGUCAACGUGGAGAACUUCACACCGAUUAGACACUUCAAGGCCAUCGGAGCAGACCAUCGUUCAGUGAAACAGUCGACAAUGUAGCCCAUGGCGUAUUGAACGAUUGGGACUUGAACAUAUUCGACGAUCUUUCAGACUGCACGGAACAUAGGCUGGAGCGCUCCGGCACUAUUACCUUCAUGAGAUUAGAGGAGCUCUACGAUGAUUGGUUCUGCCGUGCCAAGAUUGCACAACAAUAUCACCAUGAUUUUGAACAUUUUAUCUGGAUGCUUCCAUGGGCAGUGUUGUGCUAUGAAGACAAUUACCGAAAGAAGCCUCCGAAUCCAGUCGGUGGCUACAAACUUUACCACCAUAUCCCUUUUCGGUGGAUAAUGGUAUGUGACAAGUCUCGUAUUCCAUGUCAGUCGAGACUAUCACCUCAGGCUAGAGCUCUCGGGCGAUGGCGUCGAGCUAGAGGAGUCAUUGCCUCAAGAUAUGUAUACCGACCUGCUUUACUUCAUUCGAGAGCCGCCCUUUGUCAAACCGUUGGUCUUUCCUUCCCUGAAGACUAUCCCCUUACCAUACCGCAGCUUCCUAAUCCAAAAUUAGACCACAAUGAAGAUUCAGACAAUACUGAAUAUUGCCUGCUUGAGUAACAGCACGAGAACCCCGGGGCCGCAAGUACGAUGAGAGUGCGGGUGUGGAUGAGUUCAGCUCCAUCAGGAGUUUGAGAGUGAGCUUGAAUGAAGGCCCAAGAGCUAAAUGUGAGGUAAGGAAUGAAGAAGAGGCGCAAGGGGAAGAAAGAUACAUACUUCGUACGAGAGGAAGACAAAAUGUUAAUGUAUACGUUGGUCAAAUUUGAUAUCCGAUGGGUCUAGAAGAUAUUCAGCGUC